Molecule: messenger RNA, 3929 nt
Organism: Branchiostoma belcheri (Belcher's lancelet)
Lineage: Eukaryota; Metazoa; Chordata; Leptocardii; Amphioxiformes; Branchiostomatidae
Exons: 22
Coding region: 126-3353 (1075 amino acids)
Source: RefSeq, a predicted model, not a curated record
AACAACCCAAACCCACUCCUAAACAAGAACAGCCCAAACACAAACCUGAACCUGCCUCAUGUGGGGUCAUCGACCCGGUACUGAAGGAAGAAAUCAUACAGGUUCUAGCAGAGAGGCCGAAUGGAAUGUGGGCAAAGAGACUACCAUUUGAGUAUAAGAGAAAACUAGGGAAAGAGCUUCCGCUGCAGGAGAAUGGUUUCUACAGUGUGAUAGAGAUGAUCUCAGCCCUGACUGAUGUAGCUGUCAUCACACGACCCAACCCUAGUGGAGACUGGUGGCUCUGUGAACAGAAAGCCUACCGGGAGAAGGAAGAUGAGAAGAUGAGUACAUCAGCCGUCAGUCCCCCCUCCCUGGAGCUGCUGAUUGUACAAGUCCUACAGACUCACCCUGAAGGCAUCAAGAGUAAACAGUUCCCAGAGCUCUUCAAGACUCUGACAGGACGUGCCUUACCAGUGGAGGAACUAGGGUACAAGAGCACAGAGACACUACUUCUCAACAUGCCAGAGUAUGUCAAGAUGAUGUAUAAGGGAGCAGGAACUGUGAUGUUGUUUGCCAGAGAAGAUGCUCUGGAAAAACUACAAUCACAACCAAAACCGGCAGUAAAGGAAGAACAGCCAAAGAGUCGGGUCAAGAGGGCUGACCAUGAGGGUAUCCCCAUUGAUGCCGUAGGAAGUGGGGUGUUCUACCCACAGUUGCCCCUCCCUGAGCUGACAGCUGAAGGACCACUGUACAUAGAGGUGUACAUCUGUAACGUGGUGGACCCGGGAAACUUCCAUGUGCAGUUCCGAGGCCAACAGACAGCUGACGCACUGGAGGAGUUGAUGGAUAAACUGGAGAAAGUUUACUGCAGUACUGAGGGUAGGAACUACAAGAUGAGGCCAGACUUGAUCGCUAUAGGACAGGCCUGUGUGGCCAUGUUUCCUGAGGAUGAGAACUGGCACAGGGCAAUGAUCACUGACAUACCCAGUCUGGACUUUGUCACGGUGUCGUAUGUUGACUAUGGGACGAUAGCCAGUGUGCCCAAGAGCGCCCUCCGCAUGUUGAAGGCAGAGUUCUUGCACCUCCCCAUCCAGGCUGUUGGGGCCAGACUGGCCAACAUCGUACCAAACUCACUGGACAACCAUUGGUCUAGUGGUGCCCGUGACAGGUUGUUAAGUCUGACCAGAGACAAGCCAUUAGUGGCACUGGUUACACACAUCAAGGACCGUGUGCUAUCCCUGUGUCCAUGUGACACCACCACGGAACAGGACAUUCAUAUCAACGACACACUAGUUAGCGAGGGACAUGCCAUCUUGUCUCCUGACCUAUGGUCCCUUUCAACAGAGGCUCCCAACGCUGAGUUGACUUCAUCUGGAGCAUCACAGCCUGUCAAUCAAGACUCCAUGGCAGCUCCAUCCACCAAUCAGCAGGCAGGAGGUGUGUCCCAGCUGCAGGACCUGCAGGAUGUGGUGAUGCCUGGGAUGAUCGGCUCCAUCUACCCCAGCUUGUUCCCAACCUUCCCUGAUCUGUCACAGGGAACACUCAGCCAGGCUGCUCACUUGGACAUGUCGUGCCUGUCUGACCGUCGGGAGGCAGCAGGUGAGGAGAACCCGCCCGGUCCUGGUGAGGAGGAGACCAUGCAGCAGGUGUGUGAGGAGCUCAACCUGGAGGCAGAACCACCCAAACCCAGGCACAUCAAACAGGUACAGCUGACAGAGGAUCACCAUGUCAGCAUCAUUAAGUACCAGGACAAGCCCUACAUCAUCAGUGGAGAAAUAUCUGCCUUCUUCUGGGACUCCGACCUGCUCAGAUCCAUGUUGCGCCAAAAGAAGUUGGUCAUGCCUAAGGAGGUUGUGACAAGUGAUUUGUGUCCUGAGCUGUUUGAAGACUUACAAAGGCUGAAGGUGACAGGCAUCUUUGAAGGCGACAGUUUGAGGUCACAUCUCACCAUAUAUGAGCUCCAGUGUGUCCCAGACAUCCUGUCAGCCUUUGAACACUCGUCCCUGGAGCUAGCAGACAGAAUACAGGAGGAGUUCCACAACUUUGACCCUGAUCAUCCUUACUGGAAGGGCAUUGACCUCCCAGAUUCAGACAGCCAGGAGGAGGAGGAGGAGGAGGAUAGUGAUGAGUAUGACUUCACCCUGGACCAACUCAGACUCACUCUGCAGACUCUACAGAUCAAAAGACAGCGGAUCCUGCAUGAGAUGGUGAACAGUCCCGGGGCCAGCAGUGUGGACGAGCUGAACACCGUGGAACUACAGAUGACAGACGUCCGCAACAGGAUCAAACACAAGGAGCAGGAGGAGACUGAAGAUGAGCUGUCCGCUUCCUUCCGUCCCCUGGGUUUCCAGGCAUCCACUCACGAUGAAGUUGUCCAGAGGUGUGUUGACCAGCAGUACCAGUCCCAGACCAGAGGUCAAGCAGACACUGACACUGGUGGACACACAGACAAGGCAGGGAAAGGGGCACAGGCUAAUGAGGAGUUAAAACCAGACAAGACUGGUGGGAACUGGAGUAACUGGAAGGAGGUGGAGACAACUAAGAAGGAAGACAAAAGCCCAGAGAAACAGAGAGGACCCUCCCAGGCCUGCACAACUCACUCGGCAGGGAAGGAGGCCGCAGUGUCUGGCAAGAUGGCAGGGGAGGUGACAACACCAAGGCAGCCCACGAACAGUAUGUCUGGACAGAGAGUACAGGCACCGGGAAAGAAUGCCACAAGCCAGCCCGUAGUCGCAGUGAAGCCCCAGCAGGGCAGUGAAGGGAGAGUUCAGGGUGGGGGAACUCCCUCCAGGCCUUUAGUAGCGUUACACCCAGAUCCGCCCACCAUGUCACCCUACCUCCAGCAGCCUUCUGAACAGCUUCCCGCCAUGUAUCAGCAGCAGCCUGUACAGUACACAGUCACAGCUACAGCACAGUACUACCAGCAGUACACCCCACAACAGUACAACCCUCAACAGCAGUAUAACCAGCAACAGUACAACCCACAACAACAGUACAACCAGCAACAGUACAACCAACAGCAGCAAAACCAGCAACAGUACAGCCCUCAGCAGUACAACCAGCUACAGAACAACCAGCAACAGUACAACCGGCAACAGUAUAACCCCCAGCAGUACAACCCUCAACAGUACAACCGGCAGCAGUUCAACCCACAGCAGUACAACCAACAGCAGUUCCCCCAGUACCCCCCUCAGCAUCUCUUCCUGAACCAGCCCCCUCCCAACGAAGUUCCCAUCUCCCAGGGGGUAUACAUCCCCCCGGACAUGCAGGUCCAGCCGUACCACAGGAUGAUGCACAAUCAGUACAAUAACAUGUACGGGGUGAGAGGACAGGCUCCUCUAGGACAGGGCAGGGGACAGACCAUGUAUAGGUGAAGAUGUAGCAUAGUUUUUAUAGUAUAGUGUAGUGUAGCAUUGUAUAGGGAGUAUAGUGUAGUGUAGUGUUGUAUGAGGAGCUUGAAAACUCAGUUCACCAAAGAAUAGGCACCACAAAGUUACACAUAACAGUUCAGUAGAUGAGGUAUUUUUGCCUUCGAUGGAGUCAAUAUAUUUUAGGAUACCAAAUGUCAUAGUGAUAUAGCACAUUUUGGUGACCAUUUGUUUCUUUAGUGUUCGCAUUUCAUUUCUGUUGAAAAUUUUUGUGGAGUUCUGGCCUGGAGGUGUAGACGAAAUGAGGAACAUGAUAUGAAUGUCAGUUUGACAAGGAUGUCACACAUAGACAGGGCAUUUAUUCUUUGGGUCUUUUUCCUUUCCAGGUUUCUAAAGACCCCUUUUCUUUCUUUCUGGAAGUUGUGGUGAGAAUAAAGAACUAUUUUUGUACCAGUAAAAUCAUGGACCAAAUCAGUAUCGACCAAAGAAGAAUAGUUUGGUUACAGUUCAAGAAAGAGUGACAGCUUUAGCUUUGGGUAGGUUUUAUUUGUGUUCUUGCUACAUAUGUAUUAACUAUUUUUG